This is a messenger RNA of Bathycoccus prasinos, 1971 nucleotides long. RefSeq lists its product with no specific name. The record is from RefSeq and is a predicted model, not a curated record. Gene Ontology annotation, molecular function: ATP-dependent diacylglycerol kinase activity. Bases 1 to 1971 code for a protein of 656 amino acids. Lineage: Eukaryota; Viridiplantae; Chlorophyta; Mamiellophyceae; Mamiellales; Bathycoccaceae. The transcript has a single exon.
AUGGAGGAGGUCAUUUCCCCAUCGGCAACGGUUUCAUCGUCGUCGUCUGCGACGAAAACAACGAAGGACGACGACGACGUGAGAAUACUAAAGAAUACGUUCCUCGUGUUCUUCGUGAACUCUCGCUCGGGGUCACGCGCAUCUCUCACUUUACACGAACGCAUCAAACGCAGAUAUGAAACGCACAAAGAUUGCGAAGUGAUUUUUCUCGACGACUAUCGAGGCAACCAAGAGGUGUUGAGAGAACGCGUGCGGUACGAAGCGUACCGCAGACACAACAACGCGGAGGAAAAGGAGAAGUCAGUAAGAGCGCGAGCGGUGGCGUGCGGAGGGGACGGGACGGUGUCGUGGACGUUUUCUUUGUUGAAAACCGCGUGCGAAGAAGAGGAAAGAGAGUUUGGUGUAUCGGCGGGAUAUUGCGUUCCGGUCGGGCAACUGCCGAUGGGGACCGGGAACGAGUUCGCGAGAGUGUUCGGAUGGAACGAAUCGAAAGACCGGUGGGAGAACGAUUUCGACGCGUUUUGCGAAGAAAUGAAACGAGGGGAGAUUGCGACGGCGGAUUUGUGGAAGUUUGUCAGCGAGAGCGUGGUUGAUUUGCCGAAAAGCGGGGAGAGCGAGAACAACGGAAAGACGAAGAAGACGAAGAUGUUGAAGGAGUAUUUUUCAUCUUCUUCUUCGAAAUCUUCGUUGUUGCGACAAAGAAGUGCCGCUCCUACUACUACUAGAGGAGAAGAACAAAAAGAAAAAGAAGAAGAAAAAAGACGACGACGACGACGAAACUGGUCGUUUUCGGGACAUUUGCGUUCACCUUCUGAACUCGAGGAGACUUUGGUUGAAUCCAUACGAGAUCACGACUCGACGCAGACGACGCCGCAUCCGAGUUUGCCCGCUUCGCUGUUCGCGGAUCCACCGUUGAGUCCCCCCGGGGCGACGACGCAGAUGGAUCUGGUACAGAAAAGACGAGAAUUCGUACCGCCAAAGUUAAUCGUCGAAGAAACGAUCAAAGCGACAACAACAAAAACGACGACGACGAUAAAUCCUUUCGUAUCUUUACCUCCAGGAGAACACGUUCGAAAUGACUCAAUCGCGUCGUCGACGUCGUACAUGUCCGCGAUUGAAGGUGUCGUCGACGAAGAGAAGAUAGAGUACGACGGCGCUAAAGAUAUCGAAGCCGGGGGCGCUAAAACGUCUCCGCCUCUGGUGAAAGUAGAAAAAUUCGAAAAGCUCUCCGCCUGUUUCUUCUCGGUAGGUUUCGACGCCGGCAUCGCUUUACAGUUCCAUCAAUUUCGAGAGAAAACGGAAAAGUGUUGCGUCGUUCCAAAAACAGUCUCCGCCAACGUCGCGGGAUACGGCGUCCUCGGCGCGUUAGAGUGGCUUGCUAAACGCCGUUACCUUACACCGAAAACCAUCCUCCUUUACGUGGACAACAAACAAAUACCGAUCCCGGAGCGCGCGAACACCAUCCAAAUCUUCAACAUCCACUCCUCAACGACCGGCGUAGAUUUUUUCGGCUCUGGCGAAAAAUCCAAACCGCACGAGCACUUGCAAGACUUCCAACCGCCGUCUGUCCAAGACGGCUUAGUCGAAGUCGUCGCCACGUACGGCGUCGGCCACCUCUCCGCCAUUCGCUUUCGAAUGACGCACUCCCACCGCUUGGCGCAAGGCAAGAAAGUAGAAAUCGUCUUGAAGCGACCGUUGCCGGUUCAAGUGGACGGCGAGCCGUGGUUAAACCCACCGGGGAGGUUAAAGUUCACCUUCUCUCGCUCUUGGCCGGUGGUUUUAGGUUUAGGCGAAUUGCGAAACGUGUGCCCUUCUCCUCCGCCUCCUCCUCCUCCUUCUAAAAGCGCGUCUCCUUCUUCUUCGCCGUCGUCGAAACACCGCGGAAACCAUCUCGACGACGAAAAGAAGAGCAAAACCGCCGCCGCUAAAAGAGUCAUCGCACCACCACCCUUCGGAGACGAGAUGGUUUGA